UGUGAUUAUAAGACCUGAGAUAUCAAUAUUUUAUAGAUCAAUGAUAUAUGGAUGUGUGUGUGUGUGUGUGUGUGUGUGUGUGUGUUUACUUAUAUAUGAAUGAAAGUUGUGGUUAUGGCACCUCUGUAAAAUGUUGGAAACAUCUGAUAGUGAACUGUAGACUACAGAUGGUUUACAUUAGCCAAUAACUCUUUACAUUUAUAUUCGAUUUAAUUUCUUGCAGUACAUACCAUUAGUAAAUGGUUUUAGUAGAGCUCAUGUCAAAUCUACUUUUCUCGUUUCCUAUAAUAUUCCAACAAUAUUAAGCUUAUUCCCAUUGCGCUACUAAUGAACAUUGUUAUUCCUAUGCUUCGAGUGUGUAAAUUGAAGAAGGGUUUUGUCUACUAUCGUUUUAUGUGGGAAAUUAAAAUAACGUUCAUUGUAGUUCCUCGUGCCAUAGACAGUUAGCCUCGGUUGAGUAUUGUAUGUAAAAGGUCAUAGCAUAAUCCCCAUCACAUCACAUUCUACACAAGUCCCAGUGUCUAAUGGAUGUCCGCAGAAGCCAUCGGGCGUUGCAGAGGCGAGUCAAGUAUCCAGGUGCGAAGUGGGCCUACUUAGAAGUUGCGAAGGCUCCAAGUGCAAGUUUAGUGGUGAGCUUAACAAAGACAAAGGUUGGUGAGGUUGGGUUUCAGAGUAGUUCUUCAUGAGCACUAGAUACCGCACGAUAGGAGGGACCACUUUACCGAUAACGACACAUGCCGAUAACGCCAAAGAGAACGAUAGUUGUUGAUAACAAUCGAGAAGACCUGUGCCUUAGGUCGGGCCAGCGAUGGGAGCCAUACCAGGUGUGUUCCUCCCGAGCCGCUGAGGGCAGAGAGCUUCCUUUGUGAACACAUGGCUGGCUGCUGCUGCGUGUUGCUGGCUCUCUUCUUCCCUGACGUUGUAAGGUCGUGUGCCCCUCGAGCUCCUCUAGAUAGCCGAGUUCUGAUAACAUGUAUAUCGUAAGCCUUACUUAUCUUUCGAUAGGGGAACUGCGUUGCCGGAUAUUUUUACAUCUGUUCAACAUAGUGGUACCUUUGCACCUGAGGAUGAAGAGAAGCGACGGAUAUGGCGUGAACAGGGCAAGUAAGCAGGAGACGCAGCAGCGGUCGGAUGCGCCGAUCCGCAGCUGAGGGAAACCGCCAGAGCAGGAACAGAUCCACACGUGGAAUUGGGUAUCACGCCAGAAGUGACAACGCCGCCUCUGUCAGCCGACGGGGCCCGGCAGUAGUACACCGAUUCCUCACUUCUGCUCUGUCUUUUUCACCGAUCCUUACCACGCUCACUCUGGAGAACAGUCCGGCCCCUGGGUGGCUUUUCAGCAUAAGGUGUUGUUGGUAUCGCGUUGUUCCUCUUGCAUUAUCGAUGUUUACCGAUGCCUAAGAAAAAUAACAGUGCUAGCGAACCAGGGCCAUAUGGCCAUAGAGUGGAUUACAGAAAAGAUGAUUAAUUUAAACUGAACUUCACCCAGUUUUCAGUGUUGUUCCUCUCCCGAUGCAGCCAGCGCGAAACAUCAACAAUUUCCUUACGUAUAAACAAUGUUAGCUGUGUGUGGCAGUGACUGUGCGUGCCCUACUGGCGAGAUCUACCAAGGAUAUUCGUUUCCUGCAAAAUGUUCACCGAAAAUUAACUCUCGUGUGUGUAACAUUUCCGAACAAACAUGGCAUCGGUGUUUGUGAUUCUGGGUGGCUAGGAAAUGUUUUUACAUAUUGUUUUGACCCUGGGAACCUGUAAGUUGCAUGGGCUGCUCCACAUGACCCUGGGAAAUCUUAAACAACGAGUUGUAUUCGGAUUUUUCUGCGUGUGGCCGCUAAAGGCUUGAGUGAUAACCAGUACCUUAUAACAUAUGAAAAGACAACUGACGCUUAGCAAGAACUAAACGAGAUAUGUAUGAUUAUUACCGCAAAACAAAACAUAUUUCGAGUUUAUGAAGACAGCACACUGCUUUGAAAUCCAGUAGUUCGAGUCAAUAGCAGACUCGUGCCCUCCGGCUACAUACCUGUCCUUGAUCUAAAUAUCCCUUGCGCGCGCGUGGCCGGCAUGAGCUUCUCUCGCCUCAAGCUCCGUGACCCCCGCGAGCUGCUGGCCCAGCCCUCCGACUCCAGCGCGUCUGUGCAUGCAAUGGCAGACGCUGCGACGACUCCCGCCACUCCUACGACGCCUUCCACAUCAGCUGACCAGCCGCCUGCGCUUCAGUCUCCGGUCGCCCAGUCGGCGCCCGCGCAGCCACCUGCAACAGAGCUGCACCCAGCGCCGCCAGCCGCCAGGGCCCCUCUCCCGCCGCAGUCGCCCCCGGGCCCUCCCGAGGCGCAGCCAGACGCCCCUCCAAGCGCCACCAGCGAGCGCCGGGACGCCGAGCCCGUGCCCAAGAAGCGCCGCCUACUGGAGGCCUCGGAGGCCUCAGACGUGCAGGAGACCUCAGCUCCCGCCAAGCCGCUUAGUGACCCCCAGGACAUCCUGGCGAAGGCGUGCUUCGCCGUGGGCAUCGACUCCGACUUCGCCGAGAGCGUGGUGGAGGACCCACUCCCGCCGCCGCAGCAGGGCUCCCAGCUGCCGCCGCAGCCACACGCGGAGGGCGUCCACUACGUGCAGGGACUCCGCCCGCCCUACCCUGGCGUGCCCGCCGACGUGAGGCUGAGGCAGCCUGAGGUGCGCCUCCACCCCGGAAUGCCCCACCCGGCCUCCGUCAACGGAUCCUACCCGAUAGCGGAAGCCCGCGUGCAGUACCACCAGUUUCCUCCCCGCUUCCACGAGCCGCCCUUCCCGCUGCCGCGCCGGGUGCCCGUGCAUGCCGACCCGCGCCACUGCCACCCGGGCCCGCCGCAGCCCAGGUACCAGUACGUGGCCUACCCGAGGGGCGUCCCACCGCCCAGGACCAUCCUGGUGUCAGAGCGGGUCCCUCCCCCGCACCAUUCUGUCAUGCAUCAUGACCCGCGCCACCCGCGCCCCCCGGCCGUGCAGCACGACCCCCGCGCGCCGCCGCCCGCCGCCAUGCACCACGCCCCGCGCCACCCGUCCCCGCGCCACCCGUCCCCGCCCGCGCUGCAGCACGACCCCAGGCUCCCUCCGCCGGACUACCGCCAUGCGCCGCGCGUGGUUCCCGAGGCGAGGCACAUGGCACCCGGGCAGACGGAGGUGCGCUACAGGGUGCCUAUCAACCACCACGAAGUUACCAUCGUGGCGCCGGUGGGGCCCGCCUCCUUCGUGCCCGCAGACGGCAGCCGCCCAGGGCCUCCGCGACCCAAGCUAGAGCGGCCUCACCCCUACGAGAUGUACACGCCGCCCCCCGGGUCAGCGCACUCCCCGAAGGAGGCUCCUUACGCUCCCAUUAGUCCCCACGCCCAUCCGGGGAAUCCCCACUACGGGCCUCCGCGCGUGGUGGACAGAUACAACAAGCACCCUUACGGUCGCGCCGAGAUGAGUCGAGAGUCAGGUCCGUGGCACGAGCAGGCGACUCCUCCCCCUCAGCAGUCGCCCGAAGCCCGGCCUCGGCCUCCAGAGCCCGUCCGCUCGCCGUACGCCAGCCCCCAGGAAGGCGCUUGGGCGGCGAAGCGGUAUCCCGACAGUCAGGACAAGGCGGGCGAGUUCAUUCCCCCGCAGAGACUGAGGGAACCGAAGCCGUGCGUCGAGCUCAUUCCGCUGAGACUCCCAGCCAACCAGGAGAAGGAGAGGAAGAUCGGAAGCGAAGGAAACCCAGUUCCGUCUAGUCCAGGGCCUCCUCAGAAGCACCAGGCGGCAACGCCCAUAAGCCCUGCCACGGUCACGCCCGUUAACCGCAAGGCGUCUGAAAAGGGAGCUCCGGCCGAAAAAUAUGCACGGAUUAAUACUCCUGACGACGACGAAAUUCAGGAAGCUUCUCAGGGCAAUGGUGGUCUCCAGUUUCCAUCAGGCUUAACUGUGACGGAGGCAGCGGCACCGCCUCCAGCACACCACAACGCAGCUGCGAAACGAGAGAACUCCAAGGACGUUUUUGUCUGUCCAGAAAAAUCUGACGAGUCUGGUAAGCGGUUAUACAGUGAUUCAGAUAAAGCAGGAAUCGAACAGGCUCAUUCUGAACUCCGGAAGACAUCAGAAGACUCCACGGAACAGAACAGCAAACGGCCAGAGCCCCAAGAGAACUCCAAAGAAAACACGCUAAAAUCAGCAGCAGCAUUGGAACUAACCGGCAAUAAAGACGAAACCCUUGACAUGAAACAAGACAGAGUUGCAGCUUCGAAACGACAAGCAGAAAACGGUGACCCUCAUCCAGAGAAGGAGGAAGGACUUCAACAUCGAAGUUUACCCAAUGAUUUACGCGUUUUGGAACAAUAUAAUAGCCUCCACAGCUCCUACUACGUGAGUCAGGGCAGAUCAGCUUCUGAGCCUCCACCUGGAGCAUUAGGUCCCUCUGCGAACCUCACAUCGGCCAUGAGACCAGCAUCGCUCCCCGCCGCCACUCAAAUAUCCGUCUCAAACCCCCCUCCGAACAGGGACUCCGCGCCCCCCGACAACCUGGAGAUGAACGGGAGAGCGAAAAUAUCCACGGAGGAUAAUCACGAUAACGACGAAGUUUUCGUUGAGCGCCUGAGAUUCGUAUUGGAUGACCUUGUGUCCGUUCCCGAAGCCACGCUGCCCAAGGCGUCGAGGUCCCCACAGCAGGUGUUAGCAUACCUCGUCAGGCAAGGAGGAGCCAAGCCGUCCGAACAUCCUUGUCAUCGGGAGAGACUUAGAGAAGACUUUCUAACCAUGGUUAAGCGGUACAUGCCGGGCAGCACCAUAGCGGACUGGGGCUGGGACUCUUGCUCGCCGGAGCAGAUCCUGGACCAGCUGAUCAAGGUGUCCACGGGCGGCGACGAAGGCAUCAACGGCGGCGCCCGUUCCUCCAGCACCGCCUCUGCCAUGCAGGACGACCCUCUCGAGGACGACGUCUUCACCUCCUCCAGCGACGGUCCUCAGGCUCCGAGAACCGCACCGGUCCCCCACGCCCACCCUCGCCCCAGCCCCCCAAUGCCUCCCGCCCACACAGCGGCGCCACCCACGCCGAAUCCUCACACCUCGACGCCGCCCAGCGCUAGUAGUUCCCAAAGCUCAGCGCCAUCCACGGUGACGACAGGCGCUGGAAAUCCAAAGGAGGAAGCCGCCCAGAACAGUGCGCUGCGGCCCCCCGUUCCCCAAAGCUCAGUGCCUCCUACUCCAGUCCCGGUCACUUCGCCGUUAGCAGCACCUACAUCUCACGCAUACAGUGCCACUGCUCCAUACCAACACACAUCCCCUUCCCAGACGAGUCCACGUGUCCCCACAUCUCAUGCAGCGUUUCCCCACACAACUCCCGCUAAUGCAAAGACUCAGCACGUGCCUUCUCACACAAUGGCCCCACAUACAUAUCCAGUCCACACAACAACUGCACACGUUCCUACCAGUUCCCCAGCAACUUUGUAUACAUCUAAUAGAGACCCAACAGCCCAGCAUGUAUCUACCACCCUGACAAGCAUUACGCACGUCCAUUCUAAUGAUGCAAGGGUAACGAAUGCAUCUACCGGUUCCCUAACAGCCCCACAUGUAAGCUCUACCUACACAAGUGCUCCACUGGCAUAUCCAAAUCACACAACUACUGCACAGGUAUCAACAACGUAUACAACAAUUCCACACUCGCUUCCCACCACAACGCAGGCCUUGCACUCGCCCGCCAUCUACUCAGCGGCCCAACACAUGCACCACCUCCAGAGGUCUGCCUCAGCGACGGUCACACCAGACGCUUAUCAGGACGACAAACGAUACUCUGCCUCUCGCUCGGUCGUUCCUCAGCCUGUCACCUCAGUCCCUUAUUCUGCUCCUUCAGUGCCUUCCGUUGCCCAGUCUUUGGUCUCUCACUCUGUUUCCUCGGCCCCGCAUUCCUCCUCUUCGUCCCCGUAUUCUGCCCAUGUAGUCCCUCACUCUGCUGCAUCCGUCCCUCACUUUGCCCCAUCAGCUCCUCAUUCCACCCCUUCAGGUCCUCACUCCGCCCCAUCAGCUCCUCAUUCUGUCCCCCCAUCUCAUCGCCCCGCCCCCCCGGCCCCUCACCCAGCGCCCUCCGUCCCGCACGCCUCCCCGAGCCACCUCCCCGCCCCCCAAGUGCCCCAUCCCGCCUCCACGAGGGACCCGCACUUCUCGUCCCGCGACCGAGUCCCUUCCCACGGCGCCCACGCUUCGCCGUCACUGAUGUCGUCCCGCGGUGCCCCCUACCCACCCUCCGCCCACCCGCCUCCGAUGCGGCACUCCGGCCACCCACACCUCGCCCCUGCCUACCAGGCCUACAACCACCACGCAGCCGUCCACCACCCGGGCGGCCGUGUGCCUCACCCCAGCGCCCACUCCGCCAGCGUCCACCCGCCGCCCGUGCUUAUGCCAGCCGGCCAGAGCGCCCACUACCCCCGUCAGCCUCACCACCUCGCCUACCACCACGCCCAGCAUCACGCCCACGCCCACUACCAGUACGCCCAGCCGCAGGUGCAUUCCACAAAGAAGUGGACGGGUGUCAGUAUCGAGAAUAUGGUGAGGUCAGCUGUGUAUGCUGCCCUGAACACUCGUGCCCCGUCGACCUGAACUGGGCUGCGAUAAUAUUAUUUGGUUAAUCGAGACCAGUGCAGUAUCUCCUCCUGUCUGAUAUCCAGUGGCAGUGAAAGGAUUCGAUCCCACCAAGUCAGUGUCAGUGAUGGCGAUGGAGACUUUGAACCUCUAAAACAAUACCUGAUGAAACAAAAUCACGUGAGAAAUAGAGGAAAAAAUAGAGAAAAAAACAAUGGAAGACACAGUGAUGAUUUUAUCUUCUUACAUAAUCAUUUUUCUUCUUCUUUUUUCAAGUAAAGAAGUAAAAACACGUGGUGGGAAAAAAAAUCACUAUGAAAAAAAAAAAAAAAGUUUCAGUACCUUCGCCCGGGAAAGUCUCAUAAACUGGCGGCAAAGUGGGAAAUGUGCUCGAGAAACUUCUUUUAUUUUAGCACAAGAAAAUGGAUGCUUAAUACUUCACUACGUGACUUUCUGACUUUCCAGGAGUGUGUUUUGUGACGCAGAGAAAUGGCCUGCAUACGUGGAAUAAAUGACAAUUGAGACCUUUUCUCUCUCCAACUUUUUUUUAUGUCUAUCAACCCGCCAUUUUGUGUCUUAUCUCUAUAUCAAUCAGCCAAUCUCUAUGUCUGAUCUAACUAUUAAGCACUCAGCCAUUCUGUCUCUCUGACUACACCUAUUCUCUUUAUUGGUCUGUUUAUAUCUCUUUCAAUUUCGCUAUUUUUUAUAUUUCUGGCUAAUCCUAUAUUUCUAUCUCUUUACCGAUUUCUUUAUUUUUCUACCUAUCUCUUUACCUAGAUAUUUAUUUUUAUAUCUAUCUCAGGCCAAAUCUAAUUAUCUAUCUCUUUAUUAAUGUUCUGCCUGUCUCUUGACUAAAUCUAUUUAUCUACCACGUCAUCGAACUAUAGAUCCGUUUAUCUAUCAAUCUGUUUUUCUAUCUAUCUCUAAGUAAAAAUAUUUACCUAUCUUUUUUCCUAUCUAUUUAGUUUUCUAUCCAUCUCUGUAUCUAUCUUUGACAAAACCUACACAUAUAUCACUAAACCCAUAUAUAUACAUCGAUCUAUUAAUUUUUCUACCUCUCUCUGACUAAAUCUAUUUAUCUACCACGUUAUCGAUCUCUCUAUCCGCUUAUCUCCCCCCCCCCUCCCCUCCCCCCCAAGACUUCACCUAUUCUGCAAACCUUCAACAGUAUACGGGUAAAAAUUAUAGCCGGGAAUAUUCCCACGAGACGCUAAAAUGUGAAAUUUAACCAAAUGAUUUAACAAUUUAGCAGUCGAUGUUAACUUUUUUUUCGGUCAAUAAAUGUGAUUUUAGGUUUAAGAGCUAUUGGUGGAAUGGGCAUUAAAGUGCCCGUGUUGGGAUAAACGUGACUGCAGAGAUAGCAUGAAAAUAUGUGAUUUAAAUGGAGAGGCUAAGCAAUGGAAAUGCAGUCAUAUUUAAUCAUGUUAUAUCUUCGGCCUUAUUUUGGGUCUUACACAUAUGUGUGUGUGUGUAUAUAAUAGCAGGUUGUAUGUGCCUGUUUAUGAGUGUUUUUGCUCGUAUGUAUGUGUCUGAUAAAUAAAGAGAAAAGUGUGUAGUUGUGUAGUGUGUAGAAAGAAAGAAAAAAAGAAAGAAAGAGAGAGCGAGAGAGAGAGAGAGAGAGAGAGAGAGAGAGAGAGAGAG
This is a messenger RNA of Penaeus chinensis, 8202 nucleotides long. RefSeq names its product nascent polypeptide-associated complex subunit alpha, muscle-specific form-like. Lineage: Eukaryota; Metazoa; Arthropoda; Malacostraca; Decapoda; Penaeidae. The coding region runs from base 2059 to 6579 and encodes 1506 amino acids. The transcript is spliced from 5 exons. The record is from RefSeq and is a predicted model, not a curated record.